This is a messenger RNA of Prorocentrum cordatum, 2004 nucleotides long. NCBI's taxonomy places the organism in Eukaryota, Dinophyceae, Prorocentrales, Prorocentraceae. The record is from the annotation of a GenBank genome assembly.
AUGCCCUCGCCCGCGACCGGAUCCAACUGCUGCCGGGACCGCCGCCCAGAGAUUGCGCUGCACCUGGACGCGCGGGUCCAGAUCGGGCGCGUCGUGCAUGCGGCUAGCCAUCUUGGUGACGGCAUCAGCGCGGGGGGCAUAAACGUGAUGGUGAGAUGGUUCAACCGGGUGUUGGCCCAGGGCAGCGACGGCACGGUCGUGACGACCUACAAGAUGAAGGCGGGGUCGCCCUUCGGCAAGUUCAUGUCGGCGUGGUGCAGCCACCAUGGCAUUCCCGAGCCCGAGGCGUCCUUCCUGCACGGCGACGCCGAGCUCCUCCCGACGCAGUGCGCCCUCGACCUCGGCUGGCGGCCUGGCGGCGCCGUCCUCACCGUGCACGCCAUGCCGCGGGAGGCCGCGUCGGACGCCGACGCCGCCGCGGCGAGCGGAGGCGGCGCCGUCGGCAGCGGCGCGCCGCCGCCCGACGAGCGGGGCGUGCCGGAGGCGAGGGAGGAGCCAGGACUGGGGCCGCCCGCCCCGGCGCGGGAGGGAGCAGCAGGCGCCUCCUGUGGCCAGCACUGCGAUGUGCGGGUCGUCUCGGCGGGCAGGCCCGUGUCGCAGUUCCGCCUGAAGUUGAGCACCAAGUUCGGGAAGAUGAUCCAUCGUUGGUGCGAGACGUUCGGGGAAGGCCAUGAGGACGUUGUGUUCAGGUGGGGGCGGCGCAACCUGGGGCCGGAGGACACCCCCGCGGCGCUGGGCUGGUCGCCGACGGCGGAUGGCGAGGAGGUCGAGAUCACCGCCGCGCCCCGCGGCGCUGCGGCGCCCGCCGCCCGCCAGAAGCGCGCCGCAUCCGCCGGCGCCGGGGCGGCGGAGGAGCCCGCGGUCAAGCGGCCGGCGACGGCGUACUCGUUGUGGGCCAAGCGCCGCAGGUUCGAAGCCGCGGUGUGCCGCCGCGCCGUGCCGGACCCCGGGGCCGGCCACUGCAAGCUGUGGGCGCAGCCCGCACGGGGCCUUUUGGAGCACCGAGCCCACGGGCAGCUCCGCACCGAACUCCAGCCCGAGCUGAGGGGCCGGGCCGCGGACCAGAACCGGCAGCUCGCGGCCGAGUGGAAGGCCCUGCCCGAGGCCGCGCCCGCCCUGGGCCGGGGCGCACGCGCGUUCCGCGUGAAGGGGGUGGCCCCCGCGAGCGCGCCCAAUCAGGGGGAGGCGCUCUCCGCCGCGGGGCCCCUGGGCGCACUCCGGGGGCACCCGCUCGAGCCGAGGCCGCCCCGCGGCGCCGACCCCUCGCGCGCGCGGGAAGCGGCGCGCGGGCGGCCAGCCGGGGCGGCGGCGGCCAGGGCGGCCGCGCCCGCCGCGGCGGCGCUGCGGCCGGGCGAGCGAGGUGCCUCCGGGCCGCCGCCGCCGCCGCCGCCGCCGCCGCUCGCGAAGACGAGGCAUCGAGGGCUCAGAGCCAUCGAGCGCGCGUGCCACGAAGAGUGUGACCUCCCAGUCGGCAGCCAGAAGGCGGAGGUCGUCGCGAUCUGGAAUCUGAAAGCCGCCCACCUAGCACGUGUCACCCCAUCUGGGCUUGACCUCGACGCCCACUCAGAGCUCCGUGCCGUCAGCAGGAAGACGCUGGAGGCCCGCAGCAAUUUUCUGGCCGAGGAGCCGAAGUGGCCGCGCAUGAUCCAUGACCUCGACCCGCUCAUGGCCGACGACCGCGUGAGGGCCACGCUCCAGCCCCGGCAGGCCUACGACCCGCGAACGAGCGAGCAUGGAGAGAUACUGCUGAUCGACGACGGCUUCGCGCGGGGCGUGCUCGAUGUGUCGCUGUGCCAUGCUGUCGGAGCAGAGAGGACGAACGAGAGUCUGGUUGCCUUUGGCGGCUGCGUUUGGUUACUGGUCAGGUUGACCUUCAACUUGAAGCAGGAAUCGCCGAUGAGGAAGGUGAUCCAGGCCUGGUGCCAGCGCUGCGAGAUUCCCGAGGCCGAGGCCUCUCUGCGCCGGCAGACGCUUCUGAAGGCAGCACGUCGUGUCAAGCACUGA